This is a messenger RNA of Linum tenue, 378 nucleotides long. NCBI's taxonomy places the organism in Eukaryota, Viridiplantae, Streptophyta, Magnoliopsida, Malpighiales, Linaceae. The record is from the annotation of a GenBank genome assembly.
AUGCAGGACCUCCGUCUUGGCUGUGCCUCAACUCCUACAAUCGGAAAGACAGCUGUGGUAGGAUCAACUAAAUGGGUUAAAGACAAGAACCCAGGUAGCCAACGUACUCUUGGAUUCAAGCUCGAAGCCAAUGUACUUUAUGCAAGUAGGGUGAUGGGAACUUUCGGAUACUUGGCUCUCGAGUAUGCUUCAAGUGAAAGCUCUCUGACAAAUUCAGUGCAGAUUAAGAGUCAAGUCCUCCCAAUGUUGGGAAAUUCGAUAUACUUUGAAGAGGAAGGAAAUGCAACGGGACUUUACAUCAUCCAAUACAUAUCUAGCAGCUUCGACUGGGAGUCUGGACAGUUCUUGCUCAAGAAGAAAGUUGCAACUUGCAAGUGA